CUGUCUUUCGCCAUGGCUACCACGGGCAUGCAGUUGCUGGGUCUGAUCCUUUCCAUCGUGGGCUGGGUGGGUGGGUUAAUAGUUUGUGCCAUCCCCCUGUGGCGGGUCACCGCCUUCAUCGGUAACAACAUAGUGACAGCUCAGAUCAUUUGGGAAGGCCUUUGGAUGAAUUGCAUAGUGCAGAGCACAGGUGAGAUCCAGUGUAAGGUGUACGAUAGCUUGCUGGCUCUGCCCAGCGACAUGCAGGCCGCCCGCGGCCUCACUGUGUUGUCCAUCCUGCUCUGUGGCCUGGCUCUGGCUCUGGGGGUCCUAGGAGUCAAGUGCACUAAAUGCAUCGGCGUAAACAGCCUUAAAGCCCGCAUUGCUCGCAUUUCUGGCUCCCUUUUUGCCAUCGCGGGGUUUCUUUACCUUGUGCCCGUCUGCUGGACUGCCCACUCCAUCAUCAGGGAUUUCUAUGAUCCACAUGUGGCAGCUCCACACAAGCGUGAGCUCGGCCCUGCCCUUUACAUCGGCUGGGGGGCGUCAGCCUUGCUUCUAAUUGGGGGGUCACUGCUCUAUGCGGGGUCAAGUCCUCCCGGAAUCCCAGGCUCUCCCACUUUCAGCAGUGGAGAGAGCAGUCCACGCAGGGCACCUGCCACACAAGUCAAAGGUUAUGUCUAAUGUCUGAAGGCCUUCCACAAAUCCACCCCGAAUGAUGUCAAACCUGUCUUUUCUCCUCUUGACAUUGAUUCAUGUAAUUAUUUUUUAUUAAGUGUCACUUUUCUUUUGUUGUCUUGAGAAACGUCACAGGAGGCUGAAAACUGAACUUGUUUUAUUAUGUCAUACCUGAUACCCUUCAAUAACACUCUUUCUCUGUCUGCCAGUUAAAUACAAUAAACGUUGUAUGCUCUGUGGAGGAAAAAUGGUGUGUGUUUACAUUUGUACCAUUACAUAUAUUAAAGCUC
Pundamilia nyererei is the source of this 944-nucleotide messenger RNA. It is a transcript of the gene cldnk, whose product is annotated as claudin k. Gene Ontology annotation, cellular component: bicellular tight junction; membrane. Lineage: Eukaryota; Metazoa; Chordata; Actinopteri; Cichliformes; Cichlidae. Gene Ontology annotation, molecular function: structural molecule activity. The transcript has a single exon. The coding region runs from base 13 to 660 and encodes 215 amino acids. The record is from RefSeq and is a predicted model, not a curated record.